GUAAUUAUCUAUAACAGUUUACUUUUGACGGUGAACUUGUACUACUUUUUGCAAAUGGUGAGCGACUCAAGUGAAGAACGUUCCGAUGCCGGUGGAUUCCUUAGUUUUGCAUUAUUCAACUGCAUUCAAGUUAUGGUUCUGGUACUACUUUGCAGUACGACAACAACUCAGGCUGGUAGAGCAGGAAAGCUGAUUCACAAAUUCACGUUCAGCGAACUCGAUAUGGGGUUGGAAGAUGUGAUUCAACUGUUCUCGUUGCAGCUGUAUCACGAGAAGAUUGAGUUCUCUGGUCUAGGAUUAUUCCGAUUGGAUCCAAGUCUUGUUCAGUUAAUCGCUGCGUCUGUGACGGGGUAUCUCGUAAUUCUGGCACAAUUCGACGCAGGAGCGGCGAACGCGACAAUACGCAACGGAGCAAACAGCUCACUUGCAUGAAAUGGUCACAGCCAAUCGGGU
Neodiprion fabricii is the source of this 453-nucleotide messenger RNA. Its product is annotated as putative gustatory receptor 28b. The coding region runs from base 55 to 432 and encodes 125 amino acids. The transcript is spliced from 4 exons. Gene Ontology annotation, cellular component: dendrite; axon; neuronal cell body. NCBI's taxonomy places the organism in Eukaryota, Metazoa, Arthropoda, Insecta, Hymenoptera, Diprionidae. The record is from RefSeq and is a predicted model, not a curated record. Gene Ontology annotation, biological process: sensory perception of taste.